Sorghum bicolor (sorghum) is the source of this 1555-nucleotide messenger RNA. RefSeq names its product probable aldo-keto reductase 1. Lineage: Eukaryota; Viridiplantae; Streptophyta; Magnoliopsida; Poales; Poaceae. The record is from RefSeq and is a predicted model, not a curated record. Gene Ontology annotation, cellular component: cytoplasm. The coding region runs from base 56 to 1306 and encodes 416 amino acids. The transcript has 5 exons.
CACCCUGUGACGAGCCGAUGUGAUGUGACAGAGCUGCCAGGAAUCGUCCUCUUUUAUGCCCUGUCAGCAACUACCCACUGCACUGCUGAGCCGAGUUCCCUUCCACUUCCAGUUCCAGCCUUCACUCAGCACGGCAGCCUUCGAUCCCCCGAGACUGCAGCCGCCCGCCGCCCGCGCCAUGGAGCCAGCCGCCCUACCGCAGGUUCCCCGCGUCAAGCUCGGCACCCAGGGGCUGGAGGUGUCGAAGCUGGGGUUCGGGUGCAUGGGGCUCACGGGCUCCUACAACGCGCCGCUCGGCGACGAGGCCGUCGCCGCCGUCGUCGCGCACGCCUUCCGCCGCGGGGUCACCUUCUUCGACACCUCCGACGCCUACGGGCCCCACACCAACGAGACCCUCCUGGGGAAGGCGCUCAAGCAGCUGCCGCGGGAGCAGGUGCAGGUGGCCACCAAGUUCGGGAUAGGGCAGGGCGCCGCCGGCGGCAUGACCGUGUGCGGCACGCCCGAGUACGUGCGCGCCUGCUGCGAGGCCAGCCUCCGCCGCCUCGACGCCGGCUACAUCGACCUCUACUACCAGCACCGCGUCGACACCACCGUCCCCAUCGAGGACACGGUCUGCGUCUCUUGGCCACCUUGCCGGCCGCAUUCUCAUUCUUCUUGCUGCUGCUGCUGCUGUUAUGAACUAGUUAUUGUGCCGAAAUCGAUGCAGAUUGGUGAGCUCAAGAAGCUGGUGGAGGAGGGGAAGGUCAAGUACAUCGGCUUGUCGGAGGCGAGCCCGGACACGAUCCGCCGCGCGCACGCGGUGCAUCCCAUCACCGCCGUGCAGAUGGAGUGGUCGCUCUGGUCCCGUGACAUCGAGCCCGAGAUCGUGCCACUCUGCAGAGAAUUGGGAAUUGGAAUUGUGCCUUACAGUCCAAUCGGCCGCGGAUUUUUUGCUGGAAGAGGAGUGACACAGGAAGUUUCUUCUGUAUCUAGUCUGCAAAGGCAUCCAAGAUUUACAGCAGAAAGCUUGGAGAAGAACAAGCAGAUUUACCUGAAAAUAGAAGACCUGGCCAAGAAGUACCAGUGCAGCCCAGCUCAGCUAGCUCUAGCUUGGGUUCUGCAUCAAGGGGAUGAUGUGGUUCCCAUACCAGGGACAACAAAAACAAAGAACCUAGAUGCCAACGUUGAGUCCUUGAAGGUGAAGCUCACAGCUGAGGACCUGGAAGAAAUUGCCAGCCAGAUACGUGCAGAAGAUGUGGCUGGUGGAAGACAAUACAAUUCCUAUGCACAUACCUCCUGGAAGUAUGCAGAUACACCAAAGAAGUGAAGUUCUGGAAAACAUGUACCGAUAAGAAGCAUAUGCAAAUGUUGAACUAGUUCCCUGCAUUUGAGCCGGAAUCGUACGGAUGAUGAUGCAUUUGAGCCGGAAUCGUACGGAUGAUGAUGCAUUUGAGCCGGAAUCGUACGGAUGAUGAUGUAACUUGUGAACAUGCGGCACUAAUAACUCUAGACGAAGAAUAAUGUGCUUUUCCAUCAGUGAUUAUGAGCAGACGAUGAUUUUAUCCGUGCUUCUUCA